Molecule: messenger RNA, 2711 nt
Organism: Haplochromis burtoni (Burton's mouthbrooder)
Lineage: Eukaryota; Metazoa; Chordata; Actinopteri; Cichliformes; Cichlidae
Gene: fbxo40.1
Product: F-box protein 40, tandem duplicate 1
Exons: 6
Coding region: 222-2384 (720 amino acids)
Cellular component (GO): cytoplasm
Molecular function (GO): ubiquitin protein ligase activity; zinc ion binding; protein binding
Source: RefSeq, a predicted model, not a curated record
CACACAUGGAAACACUUGGUCUUUAAAAGUACCAGAAGGAGUGCGAGGACUUUCUCUCCUUUCAAACCUCAAACCCUCUUUGAAUCUUACGCCACAGGAUUCUGCUGAUAUCCUCUGAUUGUCCAUUUACAUGCACUGGGCUCAGUCUGAUUAACAGUUUCCUUUCUGUUCGCAGGGCAGACCUGCACCUUCAGAGACCUGGCACCAGAGGAUCUGAAAAAAUGAGUCACCGUUCUCGGGCCUCCAAGGUGCGCCACCACAUCCACUGUGAUUCCUGCUACAGCCGCCGCUGCAGGGCUCGGGUAGAGGCCUCUGUGUGCUGCGCAGUCAUCCCCUGCCGUCUGCUCUGUGGCGCUCUCUUCCACCUGUGCAAAGAAGAGGAUCACCUGCUGCUCUGCCCUAAUGUGAGGGUGCCCUGCAUCAACGCUGAGUACGGCUGCCCGAUCCAAUUGCCUCGCUCUUCACGGGCAGCUCACCUCCAGGUGUGCCCGGCCAGCGUGGUGUGCUGCUCCAUGGAGUGGAACCGCUGGCCAGCCAAUGAUGCCCACUCCUUCCCAAACAUGGAGCUGCAUGAAAACCUGCUCAGAGAAAGAGCGCAGGGAAGGUGUCUGGACCUGGCCUUGGCUCUGAAAGACCAGGACCGCCUCUUUCACUCCAUGAAGAUGAAGAAACUGUUCCCAGAGCUGAUCCAGUGUGUGGAGGAGGAGGAGAGGGAGGAAAGGAGGAUGGAGGAGGAGAGAAGGAAGGAAAAGGAGAGGAAGAAAAAGGCCAUGUUGGAGAAGGAGGCAGCAGAAAGGGCAGCUGCAAAGCAAGCCAGUGAGCUCGCCUGGGCCUCUUUUAACACGUACAAUUUGAAUGAUAAUACCCCUGAUGACAAAGAAGAAGAAGAAGAAGAAGAAGAAGAUGAGGAGGAGGAAGAGGUUCAGGUCGAAUAUGAGCAGGUGCUUACACAGGAAGAGAGAGAGGCUCUUGCAAGGGCAUCAGGAAUAGAGGCUGAUCAUCUUGAAAAUUACAGCGCCUGGGAGCGAAUGUUCAGCAUGGAGAUGGGUGGAUGCAGGGAAACUGAGGGGACGGCUGUGGCAGGAAGGGGACGGGGACUGGCUAAAGGGAGGGGGAAAGGCUUGAGCACCGUUACGGAAGAAGAUAAAGCAGAUACCUGUGGAGGUGCAACAUCAUCAAACACCUGCAAACUGCUGACCAGCACUCUGAACAAGAAGAAGUUUACAUAUGAACGCCUGGAGCCAAUGAAGAUCAUCAUUGUGCGCACUUUCAAAGUCCCGACCAGCUUUUCUGCCAAGCAGAGCCGCAUCCGCAACCCAGGUUUUUACAAAAGAGAGAGCAAAGCUGUGGAUACCAGUGACCUGGGGGUGGCACUAGAGGCAAUGCCAGUGUGGGAGGAAGUUCAGGCCUCUCUGCUGUGUUCCCUGGAGAAGGAGCUGAGGGGUCACCUCAUUGCAGAAAGCGUGUGCACAGACGGUCUGUUAACAGACGAAGGCACGCAGACCUACAGCUUUCUGUCGGCUCCUUUCCGGAGAAACACUUCGCUGGCCGACCUGACGGCUGUCAAACCGCUUGAGCUGCACCUUCAGCUGCAGGUGGAGAGCGUCACCAGCCGACAUCACAAGGCCAGCUCCGCCUUCACCUUCCUCUGUGGACACACCUUCCAGCGCAGAGAAUAUGGCAAACAUUACAAGAACGUCCACAGUGAUAUCCAGAUGUGUGUAAACGGAUGGUUCGAGCAGAGAUGCCCGCUCGCUUACUUGGGAUGCAGCUACAGCCAGAGGAGAUUUCAGCCCUCCACACACGAAGCCACCAUCAGCUACAACGAUGAUCUAGGCUGCUUCAGCCUGAUUCCCACCACCUCUGUUUGCCUGGGUGACACUUCCCAGACAUCCAGGAGCUCGGAUGCCUCCACCAGCUUUGCUUGGAGGAAGAGAGGCAGUCGAGCGGGAGGAGCGGACGACUCGCUGAGCUCUCUUCCCUACGAAGUGCUGUGCCACGUGGCCAGUUUCCUGGACAGCUUUUCCCUGUCCCAGCUAGCUAUGGUGUCCCACCUCAUGAGGGAGGUGUGCUCCUCUCAGCUGAAGGAGAGAGGGAUGGUCACCCUCCGCUGGGAGAGGAAGACCUACUCUCAUGGAGGAGCCAAGUGGAGGGUGAAGCAGAGGGUCUGGCAGUUCAGUACCUUGUUCUCUCCGGUGGAUACGUGGUGCUUCCAGGAUGUGCCGCCUAUCUCAGAGCAUCUAAAGGUGUGUCGUUAUUAUGAGAGGGAGUCCAGGACGGAGAAGAUUUACCUGCCACGCAUGCGAGAAGAAAUCCAGCCCAACACAAGCUGCAAACCUCCCACUCUGGUUACCAUGUUCCAGCAGAAGAGAAUCAUGAUGUAGUUCACUGUAAACUGGUCUAUUUGGGGUUUUAUUGCAUGUUAACUUCUUUUCCCCCUCCUUCUAUUCCUAUAUCUCCUGCCACUGCAGUUCACUUUAAAAUUACAGGAGAAAAAUCACAAUAAAUAUAAAAUUAAAGCUUACAGAGAUAAGUUUUGGAGUCACGUGUUGAACUGAAUCUUAGAAACUACAUAUAUUUAAAAAUGAUGUCAGAAGAGCACUGAAGUUAAUUUUAAUUAUAAAUAAAUAAAUCAAGCUACAGAUAUCUGCUGUUUUUAUUCACACGUUUCUUUUUCACAGAUGCUUUGCAAAUGGUUAUAAACUGAAAUG